Leptosia nina is the source of this 1023-nucleotide messenger RNA. The record is from the annotation of a GenBank genome assembly. Lineage: Eukaryota; Metazoa; Arthropoda; Insecta; Lepidoptera; Pieridae.
AUGGUAUUUCAAUAUUUGGCUCUGGACAAAUGGUUCCGUUUGAUAAGAAUAAUAUCGCAAAAUGGUGGACCAUUUGGUUCAAUCAUCAAGUUGUGGCGGACGGACACAUUGAAGGAAGGAAAACUAAUCGGCACCGAUGCAUUUGGCAAUAAAUAUUAUGAGAACACCUUGUACAUGAUAUGCCGUAGCAGGUGGGUGGAGUACAAUCCCAAUGUGAAGUGGGAUUAUGACGCUAGUCAGGUAACUGCUGAGUGGUUCGGAUGGCUGCACUAUAAAACCGAUAGGUUGCCGAGCCAAGACUGCGCCAAGUAUUGUUUGAUGAGUAGCCCUUGGACGCGAUGUUGGCUUUUACCUCACGAGGAGAAUCAAACGGGAACCGACAAGGCGUACUAUCCUUACCAAACGACCAAAGCGCACAUUGUUGUAUGGGAUGCCGAGUUUCGUAAAAAAAGAAAAAUUCGCUUUUUUUUCGCUCGCCGUGUCGUGGGCGGGAAUGGGCGGGGCCAAACCCACCUUCCCACUGCCACAGCGGACGAGACUACAGUUUGUCGUCGGCCGCGGCGCAUAGCGGACGGUUAUGUAUCGCGUGUGAGUGCCGCAGUGUUUGUGGGGCAGAGGCCCAUACGUUCGAAAAUAGAAAACGGAAAAAUUGACCCCCAGAUGGGAGUGUACGAAGAGAGGGGAGCGAUGCACUGGCAACAGAGUGAGCGGUACCUAUCAUCAGCGUACGAGACAGGCGCCGAGCUAUCACCAGUCGCACCAGCGGCAUCACCCGGCUCUCCCCGCGACUGCACCUCCUGUCAUAAGCGGGAACCCCCGGAUGAGCCCCCACCGCCCCCCGCUGAGGACGCUUGCGCCGGCUGUGGGGCCCGUAUCACGGAUCGAUAUUACCUCCUCGCUUUGGAGCGUCGCUGGCAUACCCCUUGCCUUCGGUGCUGUGAGUGCAAAAUGCCCCUCGACUCUGAACAGCGCUGCUACGCGAGGGACAGCAAUAUAUUCUGCAAAAACGACUAUUUGAGGUAA